UUUUUUUUCUACUUUUUCACUCCAAACACAUUAUGUUUUUCUCAAGCCAUUCUUCUUCAUUACACAACAAGAAAUCAAAAGCAAGAAAACGGCUUACAAAGACGAAAAUAUCGACGCCUGUUCAAAUAAACAAUACCAAUGCCAAUCUAGAGUUACCAAAGAAGAUCAUUAAAGCUCUAUAUGAUUACAGGGCCAAAGGGCCUCACGAAAUUUCGUUUCAGAAAGGCGACUUUUUUCAUGUGACAAGCAGGGAAGAUGAUUUGGAUUGGUACGAGGCUUGUAAUCCAGCAACCAAUUUAAAAGGCAUCGUGCCUGUGCCUUAUUUCCAAGUGAUAGAGAGAAAUGAAAGCAGAAAUAUAUUGCUGUCACCUACCACGACCACGACCACCACCACGACCACCACCACCACCUCAACUGCGACGCCAUCUUUAGCUGCAACACAUCCAAAAAUAGGCACCAGACCCAAUUCAUCUUCUUCAACGAAUGGCUCAUCAUCGUUACACUCUGAACUAGAUUCUGGAUUUUCUGAUAUGACCCCUCAUGGUCAACAAGUAAGCAAAAAGAAACAAUUCUAUGGUGUUGUUAUGUAUGAUUUCAAAGCCGAAAGACCUGAUGAAUUAGAAGCUCAAGCGGGUGAAGCUAUUGUGGUUAUCGCCCAGUCGAAUCAUGAGUGGUUCAUUGCCAAACCUAUUGGUCGUUUGGGUGGGCCCGGAUUAAUUCCUGUGUCUUUUGUUGAAGUGCGUGAUGCUCAAACCGGUGAACUCAUUAUGAUGGAUACUUUUGGUAAUCCUAGUUGUUACAGUAGUAGUAAUAGUAGUAGCAGUAGUAGUAGUGAUAGCAGUCGUCAUAGUCAACAAAAACAGCAAUCACCCCGCACAUGUAAUAGCUACCACUCAUCUUUGUCCUCCUCUUCUUCUUCGUUUUCUUCUUCUUCUGCUGCUGCUGCUGCUGCUGCUGCUGCUGCUGCUGCAAAUUCGUCUAAAUCAAAUACUUGUACAACGGCUACAUUAGGACAACCUGUCACAACCACGACCACAACGCCAACGCCAACUACAGUAACAGUGACACUAUCAGAUCAACAAGAGAGCGAAUAUCAGUCACGACGUCGUACAUCCAUCGCUUAUUCCUCAUCACCCAUCACGAAUGAUACCCUCAACACAAACAAUCUGUUUGUUGUCUUUGCCUCUGUGGAUUCCUAUAUAUUAGAAGGAGAUCAGUAUUGGUUUGUUAUUUAUGGACGCGUACAUCAACAUUGUCACCGUAUUCUGUAUCGAUUAUAUGAAGAUUUUUAUGACUUUCAAAUGAACUUGUUGAAUCAUUUUCCUCUGGAAGCUGGGCGCACAGGAGAAAGCGAACGCAUUUUACCCUUCAUGCCGGGUCCUUUGAGUUAUGUGGACGAAAAGCUGACUGCCGAAAGACAGUUGGAUCUUAAUCGUUAUUGUCAGGAAUUACUACGAUUACCCAAGUAUAUUUCACAAUGUGAACUGGUUCAAAAGUUCUUGUUUGGUGUGCAUGAAGGAGACAUUGAACUGGACUACGAUCCGCGAUUGAUCCAUCAACAUUGCUUUGAAUUAGACGAAACGGCAGAGGAAGUAUUGAGUAUAGCUCAGUCAACACCUAUCAAUAAUAACAUGCGUGAAACAAACGCAAAGUCACCAACCACGCUUUCAAUCGAAGAGACACGAACAGAUGUACAGGCAGAAGCACAGGCAGAGGUAGAGGCCGUCAUUCUAGAUAAAGUGCCUUCACUGACGGGACCUACAUCUUCUGCAGCUGUAACUAUGACCAAUCCACAACAACAAAAAAUCAAAAUCAAGAUUAUUCACAAAGAGGAUAUGUUUGCUAUCAAAGUGCCUAUCGAUUGUUCCUUGGACUAUUUGAAGCAAAAAGUAAUUGAUCGCAUUGGAUCUUCAUACACACUCACAUUAACUAUGGAGUACAAAAGUGAGGCUACCGGGAAAAAUGAAACACUGACUUCCGCAUUGGAUAUGGAAGAGGCCUUUGUCCAAGCUAUUCAAAGAGGCAAAUUAACCGUUAUUGCAUGCACUGAUACUACAGCUCAUUAAGCUACUCUUUACCUCCAUAUGAAAAACUGACGUGCGGACGGGGCCAGGAAAGGGCUUGCCUUUUCUUCUUUGAAUGGCCACCAAAAAAAAAAAAAAAAAAAA
Molecule: messenger RNA, 2168 nt
Organism: Mycotypha africana
Lineage: Eukaryota; Fungi; Mucoromycota; Mucoromycetes; Mucorales; Mycotyphaceae
Exons: 3
Coding region: 33-2066 (677 amino acids)
Molecular function (GO): protein binding; phosphatidylinositol binding
Source: RefSeq, a predicted model, not a curated record